Cydia fagiglandana is the source of this 3012-nucleotide messenger RNA. RefSeq lists its product as uncharacterized. The coding region runs from base 1 to 3012 and encodes 1003 amino acids. The record is from RefSeq and is a predicted model, not a curated record. NCBI's taxonomy places the organism in Eukaryota, Metazoa, Arthropoda, Insecta, Lepidoptera, Tortricidae. Gene Ontology annotation, molecular function: nucleic acid binding; zinc ion binding. The transcript has a single exon.
AUGACAACUGAACAGUUGGAAGGUGAUGAGACUCUGGCUGAAUUAAACGCCCUUAUUCAAUCUAAACGAGACAAAAUUGGUGUACCAUCCACUACAAGCCACCCUAGUAAUAGAGGAAAGUUGCCAGAACUUAAUUUGCCCACAUUUGAUGGCAAUAUUUUACAGUGGACACAAUUUUGGGACCAAUUCAGCUCAAAUAUUGAUCAGAGAGAAUUAAGAGACGUAGAUAAACUUCUGUAUCUAAAAACAUCCUUGAAAGGAGAUGCGAAGACCAUUUUAGACGGGCUAGAAACAACUAAUGACAAUUAUAAAAUAGCUGUAGCCACACUUCAUAACAGAUAUGGUAGAAAAUCGCAAGUAAUUGAUGCUCAUUAUUCAAAAUUAUAUAAAAUGACGAGGGCUGAGAACCCCGACGAAUGUAGGAAAACAUUAGAUGACAUUGAACGACACUUAAGAAUUUUAAAUACUUUAGGAGAAAAUACCGAACAUAACCACCUUAGAUUCUUAAUUAUGGAAAAAUUCCCCGAGGAUAUAAUAUACGAGUUGAAACUGAAAUUGAAGGAUGAGUCUAUAGAAGAGUUAAGAAAAGAGUUGCAAGUAGUGCUCACGGCCAGAGAAGAUGCAAAGAGAACUUGUGAAGAAUUCAAGAAUAAGGAGAAGAGCUUCACUACAGAAAUGCUUCUAAUACAAGAGUCCAGGAAAAAGAAAAGAGCAAGGUCGAGGAAACCAGAUGUUAGCAAGGACACACAUAAGAAGCAUAGACCAACCUUGACUGCCUUUAGUAAAACAUAUGCCAAUAAACGAAAGUUCAUGGAAGAAAGAAACAGUUCUGCACCUAUUCAAAAGAAAAGAAAGAUUUCAUGUAUAUUCUGUAGUGGAGAUCACUUCAAUGAGGAGUGCACCAAGUUCAAAACAGUACAACAAAGAAAGUCAAAGUUAAAUAACCGCUGCUACAUAUGUUUAGGUCUAGGUCACCGUGCAAGAACGUGUAAAAGAAAUUUUAGAACUUGUCUACAUUGUGGAAGAAAAGGACAACACAACAGAGCACUGUGCCCUACGAAGGAACAACCCACGAAGGAACAACCUAAGAAGGAAACCACGACCUCAUUACAUAUCAAUGACGAUUCGCCAACAGUACUCCAGACAGUUAUAGUUAACGCUAUAGGCAGAAACAAUACAAUACUCAAAUGUCGUGUGCUCUUCGAUUGUGGCAGCAUGAGAAGUUAUAUCUUACAAAAGGUAGCCAAAAAACUUAACCUGGAAUCUGAAGAGAAACAGCAUCUCACGGUAUUUACCUUUGCUGAGGAUAAACCUCGUGAGUUGGAGACUCCACUGGCCAGACUCUGCUUGCAAACAAAAACUAAUGAACUAAAGUUAAUAUAUGUCAACAUUGUGCGCUCUAUGACUCAUGAAGUAUCCACCUUUAGCAAGGACUUCUUAGAAUGGGAACAUCGAAACAAGUAUAUUCUAUCCGAUGACGGAUCACUCGAAGAUCAAGUUGACAUCCUGAUAGGGAACGACUACUAUCAGUCACUAAUGCUAUCCGAGAAGAUAGAGAUAAAGGAAAAUCUAUAUCUAGUGAAUUCUGUGUUUGGUUGGAUGCUGUCUGGUCGAUCAAGAGAAGAAAGAGGAGAAGAAUUAUCAGUACUUACAUACUUCCAAGCCUCAUACGAGACCAAAUUAAAUGAACCAGAUCUACCGUUGGAUAAUACAUCUAUGAGAGCCUUAUGGGAUUUAGAAUCUAUAGGAAUUGUCGACUCGCCUAACACCAAUAGAGAUGAAGAAGCGAUCAAGCAUUUCAACGAAAACACAAUACUAGAAAGUGGAAGAUACCAUGUCAGCUGGCCAUGGAAGGAUUAUCCUCCAGAGUUACCAACAAAUUACGGAUUAGCAUAUGGAAGACUUGUGGGGCUCGUGAGAAGACUGGAUAAAGAGACGUUAUCAAUGUAUGAAAAGACAUUAAGUGAUCAAUUGGAAAAGAAAAUUAUAGAAGAAGUUCCUAACAAGAAAGAAAGGGAUCAUCCUAUACAUUAUUUACCAUUUCACGGAGUUAUGGCUACUGGAAAAGCACUUAGACUGGUAUAUGAUGCUUCAGCGAAAGUAAAGAAUGCGAAAAGUCUUAAUGAAUGCUUAUAUGCCGGUCCAAUGAUGCUAGAAGACCUGACUGGAUUAUUAAUUCAAUUCAGAUGCCACAAUGUAGGAUUAACUGCAGACGUAGAAAAGGCUUUCUUGCAAAUUGGAUUGAAUAAUAAUGAUAGAGAUGUGACUAGAUUUCUAUGGCCGAAAGAUACAGAAAAACCUGUUACUGAAGACAACCUUAUACAAUACAGAUUCACUCGGGUACCCUUUGGAAUUAUCUCCAGUCCAUUUUUAUUAAAUGCUACAAUAAAGCAUCAUCUACAGACCUCUGAAGGGAAUUAUACAAAACAGCUGGCCAAUAACAUAUAUGUGGACAACCUACUUACAGGCACAGAGUCAGUAGAUGAAGCAUUAGAUCUGUAUAAAGAGGCAAAGGACAAGUUUUCUGAGAUAUCAAUGAAUCUUCGAGAGUGGAGUUCUAAUUCAAAGGAUUUUCUCAAUCAAAUACAGGAUGUGGCUCCAGAAACCACGGUGAAGACUUUGGGCUUAAAUUGGGACUUAAAGGAAGACUCACUCCAACUUAGAGCCAAAGUAAACAAGAAUAAUGAGAUUACGAAGAGAGGAAUACUCAAAACUAUAGCGGCAAUAUACGAUCCUUGUGGAUUCAGUGUACCCAUAGUACUGCCAGCCAAACUACUUCUCCAGCAAUUAUGGAAGGAAAAGGUCAAAUGGGACAGCUCAUUAUCUAAUGAAACAAAACAGAAAUGGAUGAGUAUUCUAGAAGAUCUUAAAGAAAUAGAGUCAAUACGUCUACCAAGAAAUAUGACUGUGCCAAAUAGACAUAAGGCACAAUUACACUGUUUUACAGAUUCUUCGACAGUAGCCUACGCGGCUGUAGUAUAUCUGGUGCAAGGAGAUAACGUUAGUUUGUAA